This is a messenger RNA of Podospora pseudocomata, 276 nucleotides long. RefSeq lists its product as uncharacterized. The transcript is spliced from 2 exons. Bases 1 to 276 code for a protein of 91 amino acids. Lineage: Eukaryota; Fungi; Ascomycota; Sordariomycetes; Sordariales; Podosporaceae. The record is from RefSeq and is a predicted model, not a curated record.
AUGUCCUCCAUGAUCCUACCCGAGGAGGAGGAGAGGCUUCGCCGCAUAGCCCGCAUCGCAGAACAAAGCGCAGCCGCCGAGCGCAAACGGUACGAGGAGGCCAAGGCGCAGAGGGAGAAGGAAGAGAGAGAAAGACAGGAAAGAGAACGGGCUGCCCAGGAGAGAGAAGAGUCGGCUUCACUGUCGGGCAUGUGUGCCCGAGACAACCAGUUCUCCCUGCUGCUGCCAGGUGCUCUUCAGUCUCACUUGGGGCAACAAAUCAUGGAUCCCCAAUAA